CUUAAACCGGCGUAUUCCAAUCCCUGGUUCAUUUAAUCAUACUCUAAACCAAGACCCUCUGAUUAGUCGGGUCGGAUCUUCUUCUACACUAUUUAAAUAUCCGUUUACCGGGUCGGAUUUUUGAUCCAGACGGAGCAGACUCGAUCGGGGAACAAUUCUGGGUGUUGAGUUUGUGGAUCAUACGGAGAAGUAAUCGGCGGGAGAAGCUAUGUCGAGACUAUGGGCGAGAGUUGCCGGAUUGUUCAGUAGCAAGAGUUUCAUUGGAGUAGACAAGACUGGUAACAAGUACUUUUCCAGAAUGGAGGAGAUUGACGGAUUGGUGAAGGAGAAAAGAUGGGUUGUCUUUAGACGAGAGGAGGACCCAACCUCUAUUCCUGUUGAAUGGAUAUGUUGGCUGAAUGGGCAGCGGAAAAGGGCUCCUACUCCUGAGGAAAUGGUUGAACUUGAAGCAAGGCGUGAGCGUGUGAAGCUUAAUGUUGCUCUUCUCAAGAAAGAAGAGGAGGAGAAGAAAGCCAGAGAAGGCACGGGACGCAAAAUCACCAUUGGUAAAGUUGACGGUCCAGAUUUGACAAGCUUUGUUCGCCAAUUUCCACCGGAUUCAAAAGGUGGUGAACCAGAGGAAGCUAGUGAAGAAGCAGAUAAAUCAAGGGCCAAGGAACAUGAACCCGAGAUAGUUUCUGCAGAACCACCCGAACCAAAGACAACAGAGCCAUCAGGAUCUGGAUCAUCAUUUAGGCCUGGGACAUGGCAGCCACCAUCCUAAACACAUCAUUCUUCACGCAGAAAAAACAAUCAACAGAAUUUUCCGUCCAGUUAUUUUGUUUGUUGUACUCCACACAUACCGAUUGGUUUGAGCCUUACCGAUGAACCAUAAGACCAGAGAGCUUUUCAAGACCCUAAAUUUGUGGCCUUUCACGCUGUCAAUGAGGACUUAGAAGAGUCAAAAUGAGAAGCCAUCUUCUUAUGCUUUGUUUUGUUUAGGGUGUUUGUCUCUUGGCAUAAUGCUUGAGACUUUUAGCUUGCCUUGUCCUUCAUAGCUGAAGAAGAGCCUAGCAGCUACCCUUCGUUUUUCUUCGUUGACUUUAUCAUACAUUUUGAUUGGAAAAUAGUAUAGUAUUCAUUUUCAUGUCAUGGAAGUGGAUUUAAGAAAAAAAUAUAUAUAGAAUAAUUGUUUUAUGUUCA
Messenger RNA from Arabidopsis lyrata subsp. lyrata, 1182 nucleotides. RefSeq lists its product as uncharacterized. Bases 209 to 763 code for a protein of 184 amino acids. Gene Ontology annotation, cellular component: membrane. The transcript has 9 exons. NCBI's taxonomy places the organism in Eukaryota, Viridiplantae, Streptophyta, Magnoliopsida, Brassicales, Brassicaceae. Gene Ontology annotation, biological process: mitochondrial respiratory chain complex I assembly; response to oxidative stress. The record is from RefSeq and is a predicted model, not a curated record.